AUGGAAUUUUAUGAUACAUUUGAUGAUGAUGAUGAUGAUGAUGAUGAUGAUGAUGAUGAUGAUGAUGAUGAUGAUGAUGAUGAUGAUGAUGAUGAUGAUGAUGAUGAUGAUGAUGAUGAUGAUGAUGAUGAUGAUGAUGAUGAUGAUGAUGAUGAUGAUGAUGAUGAUGAUGAUGAUGAUGAUGAUGAUGAUGAUGAUGAUGAUGAUGAUGAUGAUGAUGAUGAUGAUGAUGAUGAUGAUGAUGAUGAUGAUGAUGAUGAUGAUGAUGAUGAUGAUGAUGAUGAUGAUGAUGAUGAUGAUGAUGAUGAUGAUGAUGAUGAUGAUGAUGAUGAUGAUGAUGAUGAUGAUGAUGAUGAUGAUGAUGAUGAUGAUGAUGAUGAUGAUGAUGAUGAUGAUGAUGAUGAUGAUGAUGAUGAUGAUGAUGAUGAUGAUGAUGAUGAAGGAGAAGAGAGGAGUAGGUAUCAAUGA
Molecule: messenger RNA, 468 nt
Organism: Schistosoma guineensis
Lineage: Eukaryota; Metazoa; Platyhelminthes; Trematoda; Strigeidida; Schistosomatidae
Source: the annotation of a GenBank genome assembly